This is a messenger RNA of Phytophthora nicotianae INRA-310, 1671 nucleotides long. RefSeq lists its product as hypothetical. Gene Ontology annotation, molecular function: microtubule binding; microtubule severing ATPase activity; ATP hydrolysis activity. Gene Ontology annotation, cellular component: microtubule cytoskeleton. Gene Ontology annotation, biological process: microtubule severing. The record is from RefSeq and is a predicted model, not a curated record. Bases 1 to 1671 code for a protein of 556 amino acids. Lineage: Eukaryota; Oomycota; Peronosporomycetes; Peronosporales; Peronosporaceae. The transcript is spliced from 8 exons.
AUGAAGGUCACUGCCGCCAGGAGUGCGCAGUACGCGCUAUUGCGUGCUCGAGAGCUGUGUCUGCUAGGAGACUAUGAACGGGGUAUCGCCGAGUUCCGCGCUGUGCGGCAGACGCUGGAGACGCAGCUGGGCGCAGACGUAGAGGCACGAGAGUUCUUGCGGGACCUGCAGGGCGAAUACCGCGCCAUCCUUGAGUACCGCAGCACGUUACAAAGCCUCAAGCUCGCUGCCAACAAGGUGCAGGACACACAGCGACGCAGUAAAGCAAUAAAAGAGCGAAGAGCAAGACAAAAGCAGGAGGAAGAGACCAUCGCCGAGGAAACUGUGGCUAGGAAGCAAUGGGAAAAGCCGCAACCUGCGCGUCGACCUAGUGUACAGCCAACAAGAGAGAGGCAAGCGCCGCUAUGGAUGCAUCGACGAGAGCCACGAGCUACGACGGUGACGAGAGCUCGACAGUUGGUGCAGCAACGUAAAAUUACAGGGGGACAUACGUCUCGGACGAGAAAGUCUUUAGGGGCGUAUGAAGCAGAGAAUAGGAGUCGAAACGCAGUAAAACGGAGUGGAACGUCAGCUUCAGCUUCAGAAACAAAGCAGCGGAAGACAGGACGAAACUCGUUGAAGUCUAAGCGACGUGAGAGUGUUCAAAGCACAGCGAGUUCAACCAAUAUGGAGUCGAAUCAAGAGACGAUUGCGGGUAAAGUUAAAUACUCAGAGCUGGCCAUGGAGAAUGACUGGGUGGAUCAAGAGCUUAUUGAAGCGAUUGAGCGGGAUAUUGUGGACCAUGGAGAGAAAGUCACGUUUGAACAGAUCGCUGGACUUGAACAUACCAAGCAGCUGCUGCAGGAGACUGUGAUGCUUCCACAAAUUGCACCACACUUAUUUACGGACGGACUUUUGAAACCAUGUAAUGGUGUACUGAUGUUUGGGCCUCCGGGAACAGGGAAAACGCUUCUUGCCAAGGCCGUCGCACAUGAAUGUGGCGCAACCUUUUUUAAUGUAUCGGCCUCAACACUCUCGUCGAAGUAUCGAGGUGACUCGGAAAAGAUGGUUCGAAUCUUGUUUGAUAUGGCUCGUUAUUACGAACCGUCCAUCAUUUUCAUGGACGAGAUCGACGCCAUUGCGUCGACUAGAGGUGCUGCUACAGAACACGAAGCGAGUCGAAGGGUGAAAACGGAGCUAUUGGUUCAGAUUAAUGGCGUAACAACUGGGGAGCACGACGGCAGUCAAGUGAUGCUUCUUGCAGCUACUAAUCUCCCUUGGGAGUUAGAUGAAGCUAUGCGCCGGCGACUAACGAAGCGGGUGUAUAUCCCAUUACCCGAGGCCGCAGCUCGCCGAGCACUUUUUGAGUUUAACCUGGGGCGAAUUGAUUUAGGUCCGGAUGUCAAGCUGGACGAUCUUGUUGAGGAAACGGCGGGCUACAGUGGAGACGACAUCACCAACGUCUGCGAAACAGCCAAACGCAUGCCAGUUAAACGCGUGUAUACUCCUGAACUGCUUCUCAGGAUGCGUCGAGAAAUGGAAGCGGGCGAGGAUUUUCGCGAACUUGACACAGAACGCCUCGUAGUCACAAAGGCAGAUUUUGUGGAAGCUCUAAGCAAUGUGUCCAAGUCCGUGGGGCAUGAUCAACUACGUCGAUUCGAGGAAUGGGAAACCGCGUUCGGGUCAAAAUAA